CUGCACGAUGGCGCGCUUUGCCGCGAGAAAGAGCCCGGGAGGCGCGCCGUGUCGCACCGGGAGUGUGCGGACGUGACGGGAGGAUGACAGUUCGAUCCGGCGGCAGCUGCGUGGGCGCCAAGCUGGUAAAGCCGACACGUGCGAGACGGUAACCAGAGAGUUUGAGCCAGGAUGCAUCUCACGGCGUCACGACUGCGAGGCAACCCCCCGGCCGUUGCAUUGCUCCUCUCCCUGUGUCUUGGCUUCCCGGCCCGGGCGCUGCCUUGCCCGCCUUGCUGCCUGUGUGCCAGCGAUAUUAUUUGCUGCAGUGCUAGCAAUCUGUCAACGCCGCCCUCAGACCUCCCCGGCUACACCACGCACCUAGACCUGAGCCACAACUACCUCGCCACGCUGCCCGCCGGUUGGACGAACGGGACAUUGGAGCGGCUCGCCACGCUGAUCCUCUGCCGCAAUCGGAUCGGGGGCAUCGAGGCGAACGCCUUCGCCGGCACGCCACGUCUCCUCCACUUGGACUUGUCGUCCAACAAGCUGUCAGCUCUCGACGCAUCCAUGUUUGCCGGACUCAAAGAUCUAAGGGAGCUGCUACUGUUUGGCAACCAGAUUGUCUACAUCCCUCCUGAUUCCUUCAGUGGUCUCCCAAGCAUUGUCAAGCUCUACCUGUCUGGAAAUCAACUGACGUCAAUUCCUGUAGGUCUCAUGGACCUCAACUGGACCUUCCUGGACCUGUCCUCCAACAAGCUCUCCGGUGUCCACGUCCACGUUCUGCUCUCCCGGAGCCUACGUGGCGAGAUCUAUUUGCAGGGGAACCCGCUGGUGUGCGACUGCGCUUUGCUGGCUUUGCUGGAGUACUGGACGUGGACGCGGUAUCGCCCCCUAGUGGACUUUCGAGACGAAUACCCUUGCGGAGCCUCAACGUUCAACUGCAGCCUGGAUGUCGACUCGGUCAAGGGCAGGAGAUACCAGGUGGAUCCUGGGAAGUGGGUGUGGGUGUCGUGUCCUGGCUUUGCGCCGCUCCCUAUGGAGGAUGCGGUCGUGUUCUGGGUGACGCCCACGACCGUGCUCAAUUCGUCGACGCACGACCCCCACGCUCGCCUCGCCGUCCUCCCUAACGGAAGCCUGGAGAUACGAGGCGCUCUGAUGGAGGAUUCUGGCUCCUAUGCGUGCGUAGCGGCUCGCGGGCGUGACUACGACCCCGACGUGGUUCUUGGAAACACGAGCGGCGUCGCUUCCGGCGGCUCGGUCACCCGCAGCGGGACUGAGCACUUCAACACGGCGUUCACCACCCUGGCUUCCUGCGUGGUCAGCAUCGUUCUAGUGUUGCUUUACUUGUACCUGACGCCGUGUCGGUGCACGGGGAACAGGGGCGGUGCAUCGAGAGGGUGCGGCGGGCGAGCUAUGAUGCUCUGCUCCGACCCCAGAGAAGUGGAGGCGGGACAGAGGAGGUCCAACGGGAAACGGGUGGCGUUUUUGGAGCCCCAAGCGGAGGACGCCAAUACCGGUGGUGCGAAAUCCCCGACCUUGAGUCCUGUGACCACGGAGGGCAUUCUUAAAAACGGAAGCAGGACGGUGGGACAGACCCUCACAGACACAAUCCUUGUGGCGUAACAGGAACAGGGGCGGUGCAUCGAGAGGGUGCGGCGGGCGAGCUAUGAUGCUCUGCUCCGACCCCAGGGAAGUGGAGGCGGGACAGAGGAGGUCCUACGGGAAACGAGUGGCGUUUUUGGAGCCCCAAGUGGAGGACGCCAAUACCGGUGGUGCGAAAUCCCCGGUUACAAGUCCUGUGACCACGGAAGGCAUUCUUAAAAACGGAAGCAGGACCGUGAGACAGACCCUCACCGAUACGAUCCUUGUGGCGUAACGCCAGAAAAAACUAUAUCACUAAAAACGUAGUCUGCAUUUCGCUUAUAUUACGUCGGAAUCUGGGGUGUAGCGAUAAACGCUAUUCACGAUAACUGCGGUGAAACUCUCAACAGUUAGUGUUGUCGUUUUUAAUUCAAACGAUUCAAACCGUGACUGAUAGUCGCACUUUGAUAAAUUUGCUGAUCGACUGGCGCUAGCUCGCUAGUUUAAAUGCUAACACGCCAACAUCUAAGACACGGGUGCCCAAAAUUGUUCCACUGAGGGCCACAGACUGACAAAUCAAAGCAUGCAGGGGCCAGUUUGGUAGUUUUCACCUAAAAAGAUUUAUUUUUGCGAAAUUAGAAGAUGCAACUUCGAUGGACGUUUCGUGUGUACGUUGAAGAGCCAAAGCCGAACUGAUAAGCUAACUGUUAACACGCUGGCCAGAUAGUGCCAAGUAACAAAAGAAUAGGGGCGAAAUAGCAUGCUAACAGCUAACGUCAAAUCCCAAAAUAUGACAUAGGUGUACACCUACAAAAUUAGUAGGAAAAAAAGCUAGCAUGCUAACGUUAGCAUAUUAACAGGUUAUUUAUUUUUAUUUUCACAGAAUUAGAACAAUGCAAUUUCAAUAGACAUUUCGAGCCAAAACCAAACUGAUAUGCUAGCAGUUAGCGUCAAGAGAAAAAAAAAAUAUGGGCAAAAUGAGCUAACAAUCGCAUGCUUACAGUUAACCUUAGAAGAAAUACCAAAUUAUAAACUGCUAAAAACCUACUAUUUAACUGAAAUAGCUAGCAUGCUAAUAAUAGCAUGCUAAAAUACUGACGAACACAUGUCAAGUACCACAAUAUAUGAGCCUGAGGUGUGUGCCCGAAAAAUGUGUUUAAAAUAAUAGCAUGCUAACGUCAAAUACGUCAAGAGAAAAAGCCAGCAUACUAACGUUAGCAUGUUAACAGGUUAUUAAUAUUUUUCUUUUCAUAAAAUGAUACCAAAUAUCAAAUUAUAAACUGCUAUAAACCUACUAUUUAACUAAAAUAGCUAACAUGCUAACAUUAGCAUGCUAAAAUACAGAUGAACACAUAUCAGUCUGAGGUGUGUAUCUGAAAAAUGUGUUUAAAAAAUAGCAUGCUAACAUCAAGAAAAAAAGCUAGCAGACUAACGUUAGCAUGUUAACGGAUUGAUAUUUAUUUUUUUUACAAAUCAUACCAAAUAUCAAUUUAUAAACUGCUAAAAACCUCCUAUUUGACUAAAAUAGCUAGCAUGCUAACAUUAGCAUGCUAAAAUACAGAUGAACACAUAUCAGUCUGAGGUGUGUACCUGAAAAAUGUGUUUAAAAUGAUAGCAUGCUAACAUCAAGUACGUUAAGAGAAAAAUGUUGUAUACUAACGUUAGCAUGUUAACAGGUUAUUGAUAUUUAUUUUCACAAGUGAUACCAAAUAUCAAAUUAUAAACUGCUAAAAACCUACUACUUAACUGAAAUAGCUAGCAUGCUAACAUUAGCAUGCUAAAAUACAGAUGAACACAUAUAAGCCUGAGGUGUGUAUCUGAAAAAUGUGUUUGAAUAAUAGCAUGCUAACCGUCAAGAAAAAAAGCUAGCAUACUAAUGUUAGUAUGUUAACAGGUUAUUGAUAUUUAUUUUCACAAAUGAUACCAAAUAUCAAAUUAUAAACUGCUAAAAACCUACUAUUUAACUGAAAUAGCUAGCAUGCUAACAUUAGCAUGCUAAAAUACAGAUGAACACAUAGAAGCCUGAGGUGUGGAUCUGAAAAAUGUGUUUAAAUAAUAGCAUGCUAACCGUCAAGAAAAAAAGCUAGCAUACUAAUGUUAGCAUGUUAACAGAUUGAUAUUUAUUUUUUUUACAAAUCAUACCAAAUAUCAAAUUAUAAACUGCUAAAAAACUCCUAUUUAACUAAAAUAGCUAGCAUGCUAACAUUAGCAUGCUAAAAAUACAGAUGAACACAUAUAUCAGUCUGAGGUGUGUACCUGAAAAAUGUGUUUAAAUAAUAGCAUGCUAGCGUCAAGAAAAAAAGCUAGCAUACUAACGUUAGCAUGUUAACAGAUUGAUAUUUAUUUUUUUACAAAUCAUACCAAAUAAUCAUGAUGUAUUCAAAUGCAUGUGGUGUAUAUAUA
Molecule: messenger RNA, 3966 nt
Organism: Nerophis ophidion (straightnose pipefish)
Lineage: Eukaryota; Metazoa; Chordata; Actinopteri; Syngnathiformes; Syngnathidae
Product: amphoterin-induced protein 2-like
Exons: 2
Coding region: 172-1605 (477 amino acids)
Molecular function (GO): protein binding
Source: RefSeq, a predicted model, not a curated record